GUGUGUGUGUGUGUGUGUGUGCUGCUGAAGCCCAGGCUGCGCGGAGCUCCCUGCGGGAUCGGAGCGCACCCCCGCCGGGACCCUACUCUCACAUCCUCCCUGCUGGGACACGGGGCUACAUUUCCAGCCAAGCCUGCGCUUUAUUAUGUGUGUCUGCGCCGCAGCCCCGCCAGCAUUCGGAUCGGGAGGCGGAGGGAAGACCAGAGUCAGGACAAAGAAGAAAAGGGAGAGAGCAAGGAGGCUAUAGCGCUUAACGUUUACACCUCGCUCUUUUUUAGGAGGGCAUUAAUAUAAAUAUAUAUAUAUUAUUUUUUUGAACAAAUCCCCUAGAGGUCAGAGGUAUUAAAAAAAGACAGAGAAAGAGAAAGAAAGACAGAGAGAGAGAUGCCUAAAACGGCGCCCUAAAAAAAAAAAAUACUACUAAUAAUAAUACUAAUACUAAUAAUAAUAAUAAUAAUAAUAAAGAAGGCGGUUGAGUUGAGUUCUGCAGGAUCCAAGGAGGACAAGAAAGACGGAGAAAACUGGAGAAAACGGGAGCGCGCGCGCGCGAUAACAAGCCGCACUGUUCAUUUAAGCGUUCAUGUUAACGCAUUAACAGCAGGACGCACCGACAUCUGAUUUGAUUAUUACUAUUUUCGACUCUUCUUCUUCUUGAAAACUCCUCUGACUUGCCGGCGCGCGCGGAUCCACGCGUGAGAUCUACAGGUUGAAACCGAGCGCGCGUGAAGUUACCAAAGCGCCGGAAUAUCCGCCGCUCGCCAUUACUCACUCUCGCCUCUUUCCGUCGGAGUGCUGCUGCUGCUGCUGCUGCUGGUCUGGCGCGACGCACACACGCACGCACGCACACGCACAUACACACGCACAUACACACGCACACGCGCGCACAGAGCGAAGUAGCCGCAUUGCAACAGGCAACACGGACACACACACACAAAAAAAAGGGGGAAAAAGUAGCAGCUUGUAGCCUAUGACUGUUUGCAAGAAAGGACAAGAGGUCGAUAGAAGCAGAAGCACAGCGACCCAGAGAUGUCCAGGCGCAAGCAGGCCAAACCGCGCUCCGUUAAAGCAGUGGAGGAGGCAGACUCGGCUGAAUGUGCAGGAAAUUGGGACUCCUCAGCUCCAGCAGGUGCAGAUGCAGCCGCGCCUGAACGAGACUCUGACGGGAAAGAGCGGGCCGGUGGUGAAGACGGUGAGCACAGCGUGACUAGCCACGACGAGCGAGCAGGAGAGGAGGAUCUGGAUGACGAGUCCAUCUUCACCUGUGAUAACUGCCAACAGGACUUCGAGUGCCUGGCUGACCUGACAGAGCACCGCACUAACCACUGUCCUGCAGAUGGUGACGAUGACCCAGGGCUCUCCUGGGUGGCGUCCUCUCCCUCCAGCAAAGACGUGGCAUCACCAUCACAGAUGCUAGGGGAUGGCUGCUGCGAUCUGGGCAUGGGGGAGGAGGAAGGAGGCUCUGGCCUUCCUUAUCCCUGCCAGUUCUGCGAUAAGUCCUUCAGCCGUCUCAGCUACCUGAAGCGCCACGAACAGAUUCACAGCGACAAGCUGCCCUUUAAGUGCACCUUCUGCAGUCGGCUGUUCAAACACAAGCGCAGCCGUGACCGUCAUGUCAAGCUGCACACCGGUGACAAGAAGUACAGCUGCCAGGAGUGUGAGGCUGCCUUCUCACGUAGUGAUCACCUUAAGAUCCACCUGAAGACACAUAGUUCCAGCAAGCCCUUUAAGUGCAGCAUUUGCAAACGUGGCUUCUCCUCCACAUCUUCACUACAGAGCCACAUGCAGGCUCACAGGAAAAACAAAGAACACAUGGCAAAAAAAGACCAGGUCAAGCGUGAUGGAUCCACAGGUGAUGCAGGUGACCAAGACCAGGACCUAUACAUGUGUGAUUACUGUGAGGAGACUUUCAACCAAACAGAUGAGUUAGAGAAGCAUGUACUAACACGCCACCCUCAGCUUUCAGACCGUGCUGAACUACAGUGCAUCCACUGUCCAGAGAUAUUUAGUGAUGAAGGAACCUUGCUCACCCACAUCGACCGAACACAUGCCAACAAGAAACAUAAGUGCCCCAUGUGUGCAGAACAGUUUACAUCUGUAGAAGAGGUCUACUGCCACCUGGACAGCCACCGGCAGCCUGACUCCAGCAACCACAGUGCCAGUCCUGAUCCGGUGCUGGGCAGUGUAGCGUCCAUGAGCAGUGCGACUCCUGAUUCCAGUGCCUCACUUGAAAGAGGAUCCACUCCAGAUUCAACCCUCAAGCCUGCACAGGGCAGACGCAAAUUAGUCCCGUCCUCUGACCAUGAUGAGGGAGGCUGGUCAGGAAAGGUGACAUAUAGUUGCCCUUAUUGCUCCAAGAGAGAUUUCAACAGCCUGGCUGUUCUGGAGAUCCACCUGAAGACUAUCCAUGCAGACAAACCUCAGCAAAGCCACACAUGUCAACUGUGUCUGGACACCCUGCCAACUCUGUACAAUCUGAACGAGCAUGUACGGAAAGCACAUCGAUCCAGUGGGGGCUCUGCAUCAAACUUUCCCCUUCUGCAAUUCAGUAAUGUUUCUGCCUUUCAUUGCAACUACUGCCCAGACAUGUUUGCUGAUAUCAAUAGCCUGCAAGAGCACAUCCGUGUUUCUCACUGCUUGCCUAGUGGUGUGGUUGCUGGCUCUACUACUCUAGAGGGCAAUCAUGCCUUCUUUUGUAAUCAGUGCUCCAUGGGGUUCCUUACAGAAUCAUCUCUCACUGAACACAUCCAGCAGACCCACUGCAACAAUGCAGGUGGUGUGACCAAGAUGGAGUCUCCUGUACUGCAGCCUUCACAGUCCUUCAUGGAAGUGUAUUCUUGCCCCUAUUGUACCAAUUCUCCCAUCUUUGGUUCCCUACUCAAGCUCACUAAACACAUUAAAGAGAACCACAAGAAUAUCCCCUUGGCCAACAACAAGCGCAAAGUCAAAGUGGCCGACCUGAGUCCUGCUUCUUCUGAUGUGGAAAUCUCCUCCCCAAAACGCCACAGAGUGGCUGGUGAUUCUGCUUCUGCGGGUGCUAAUGGGGACUAUCCCUGCAACCAGUGUGACCUUCGCUUUACUAGCUUUGAAGGCUUCCAGGCCCACCUUAAGUCCCACCUGGAACUACUGCUGAGGAGACAGUCCUGUCCUCAGUGCAACAAAGAGGACUUUGACUCUCAAGAGUCCCUGCUGCAGCACUUGACCAUACACUACACCACCACCUCCACACAGUAUGUCUGUGAGAGCUGUGAUAAACAGUUCUCUUCUGUUGAUGAUUUGCAAAAGCACUUGCUGGAUAUGCAUACUUUUGUGCUGUACCACUGCACAUUGUGUCAGGAGGUAUUUGACUCCAAGGUCUCCAUCCAAGUCCACCUGGCUGUCAAACACAGCAAUGAGAAGAAAAUGUACCGCUGCACAGCAUGUGCAUGGGACUUCCGCAAGGAGAGCGAUCUGCAGAUGCACGUGAAGCACAGUCACCUAAGUCAACCCACUGGGCCAGGUGUUGCCAGCAAAGCUCGCAAGUGUAUAUUCUGUGGGGAGAGUUUUGGUACAGAGGUGGAGCUCCAGUGCCAUAUCACCACCCACAGUAAAAAAUUUAACUGCCGCAUCUGUGGGAAGGCCUUCCAUGCUAUUGUCCUGCUGGAGAGACAUCUCAGAGAGAAGCAUUGCAUGUUUGAUGGAGGAAAUGGCAAUGGAAAUGGAGGAAGUCAAAAUGGAACUCCGAAUGGGGUGAGUCAAAGCUCUAAACGUGGAGGGGGAGGUUCAACUGCAGCAGCAGAACAGACGGACUUGCAAAAUAUGCUGCUAAAGGGAGGGGCUCAGGAAACUGCAAACAGCCAUGAAGCCAGUGGAGGAGAGGAAGAACUAGAUGCCUCAGAGCCAAUGUAUGCUUGUGACAUCUGUGGUGCAGCAUACACUAUGGAGUCCCUACUGCAAAACCAUCGACUGCGUGAUCACAAUAUAAGGCCUGGUGAGGAUGACGCAGGGUCCCGCAAAAAGAAGGCUGACUUCAUCAAGGGUAAUCACAAGUGUAACGUCUGCUCAAGAACCUUCUUUUCUGAGAAUGGCUUGAGAGAGCAUGCCCAAACUCACCGUGGGCCAGCAAAGCACUACAUGUGCCCCAUUUGUGGAGAACGCUUCCCCUCUCUACUCACACUCACAGAGCACAAAGUCACCCAUAGCAAGAGCCUGGACACAGGCACCUGUCGCAUCUGCAAGAUGCCACUCCAAAGUGAAGAGGAGUUUAUUGAACACUGCCAGAUGCAUCCUGACCUGAGGAACUCCCUGACAGGUUUCCGCUGUGUGGUCUGCAUGCAGACUGUCACUUCCACUUUGGAGCUGAAGAUUCAUGGCACAUUCCACAUGCAGAAGCUCUCCUCAUCAGGUGGCAGUGGUGGGGGAGGAGGUUCAGCUUCAUCGUCACCCAACGGCCAGCUGCAGGCCCACAAGUUAUAUAAGUGUGCCCUGUGUCUGAAAGAAUUCAAGAACAAGCAGGAGCUGGUCAAGCUGGAUGUCAAUGGCCUGCCUUUUGGGCUGUGUGCUGGCUGCAUGAACCGAGGCACCAAUGGUCAGUCACCCAGUGGCGUUGUAACCCCUCAAGAGCCAGGGGAGAAAGGUGCUUCUGGACUACGCUGUCCUGAGUGUGCUGUGAAGUUUGAGACCUUGGAGGAUCUGGAAAGCCAUGUUCAGGUAGACCAUCCUGAGAUGAGCCCAGAAACCAGUGCAGCUAAAAAAGCAACAGAGGCCUCACCUGUUCCUAAAAAGAAAACAUAUCAAUGCAUCAAAUGCCAAAUGACCUUUGAAACAGAACGUGAGAUCCAGAUCCAUGUGGCCAAUCAUAUGAUUGAGGAAGGCAUCAAUCACGAGUGCAAGCUGUGUAACCAGAUGUUUGACUCUCCAGCCAAGCUCUUAUGCCACCUGAUCGAGCACAGCUUCGAGGGCAUGGGCGGCACCUUCAAGUGCCCCGUCUGCUUCACAGUGUUCGUCCAGGCCAAUAAGCUGCAGCAGCACAUCUUCGCCGUGCACGGGCAGGAAGACAAGAUCUACGAUUGCUCACAGUGUCCGCAGAAGUUCUUCUUCCAGACCGAGCUGCAGAACCACACACUGAGCCAGCACGCGCAGUGAGCCCGAGCCCCGCAGGACUCCCGGUUCAGCCCGGAACCCCAACCCAGGCCCGGUGGGGGACGCCCAUUUCAACAUCACAGCCAAUCAAAGUGUCAUUUGCUACUCACAUGUAAAACUCUAACGAUUCCGCCACCAGGCGCAGCUAUUACGAACGGUGGGGAACGAAUAUUAAUGGGAUAUGCUAUUAAAAAAAGAAAAGGAGAAGGGGGAGGAGAUGAAGAAGAAGAAGAGAAAAAGGUAUUCUACGUGCAGUAUUUUUUAUCGUCCCUGCUUCCCAUUUGUGCAUUUUAAUUUUUUUUAUGAUUUUUUUUUGGUUUUGUUUUUGAACAAAAGAGAAAAUGGAAAAAAGAAAUUCCAUCUGUCUAUGAUUUUAGUCUCUAGAAAUGCUUCACUUCACUUACCAUGUCCUCUGUUGCUUAUUGUAGACUUCAUUGGUGCCAUUUUUUUUUCCUUUAAUGCAUUUUUUCCCCCCUCUUUGUUUUCGUACCUUUUAUUUCUUGCAGUAAAUAGGUACUUGUGCUGUGUUGUGAAUGCUUGCCAGUCGUAAUAUCUUUUUUUUCUCCUUUCUAUUAUUAUUAUUAUUAUUGUUAUAUAUAUUUUCCUUUUUUUCUAAUUACAGUAAAAAAAGACAAAAAACAUAAAUUGACAAAAACAUAAUGGUUUUGAUGGAAUUUUGCAGUUCAUGGGCCUUAUGGUUGUUGUAAAAAUGAAUAUCAUUGAUUUUCAGUUCAACUGGAUGAUGUCUGCUUUUUAAAUGUGAAUUAACCAGAUUGCAAUAAAACUAGUACAGUUGAAAAUAAACAAAUAAAUGAAUCAUGAA
Neoarius graeffei (lesser salmon catfish) is the source of this 5941-nucleotide messenger RNA. RefSeq names its product zinc finger protein 423 (gene znf423). The record is from RefSeq and is a predicted model, not a curated record. NCBI's taxonomy places the organism in Eukaryota, Metazoa, Chordata, Actinopteri, Siluriformes, Ariidae. Gene Ontology annotation, biological process: regulation of transcription by RNA polymerase II. Gene Ontology annotation, cellular component: nucleus; chromosome. Gene Ontology annotation, molecular function: DNA-binding transcription factor activity, RNA polymerase II-specific; RNA polymerase II transcription regulatory region sequence-specific DNA binding; chromatin insulator sequence binding. The coding region runs from base 1027 to 5121 and encodes 1364 amino acids. The transcript has 8 exons.